Molecule: messenger RNA, 1620 nt
Organism: Cladocopium goreaui
Lineage: Eukaryota; Dinophyceae; Suessiales; Symbiodiniaceae
Source: the annotation of a GenBank genome assembly
UGUGAGUGCAAAGAUAGAGACUCUCCAUCGAAAGGUUGUGGCGAAAUUCGCCCACGGAUGUUUUCAUUGGUAGGAGCGGAUCCUCAGACCUGUCGUUGCCGCGAUGCCGUCACAAAGUCUAAGACUCGCUCGGUCCCGGUCACAGUUUCAGCUCUCAAGUUCUGCACUUCCUUCGUGGAUGCAGCGACCCAAAAGUUCAAUGACUUGCAGAUGCAGGCGAGACAACCAGGACGACCCCCAGCAAGUGCCAAAGAAUUCUUUGGUUUCAGCUCUGAGUUGACACCUGAGCUUGGAAAGAGGUUCUCACAGGCACAGUGGAACGAAGUGGAACUUGGUACACCGACGCAGCUGUGCUUAGCUGCUAUCUGAGCACCCCGGAACAAAUGGAUUAGGGCACCUGGACCCGUUGGUGAGGGACUCCGUUGGAAGCCAUCAUCACGUAUUGAAGCAUGUUUGCAGAAAGACUUAUGUGAAGAAAUUGUCAAAGAAACCACCAAGAACACGGCGACAAUGGUCCAAAUGGACAUCCUCAUAAUUGCUUUGCCCUUGGAGCAAAGCUGCGCCGAUCGAGUGGUGCGCAAGUUGGAGGCAGAGAUCUUGGGCUGUUGUGGGCGGGCCUGUGGUUGGAACAAUCGCAGCUGCAUGGCAUGGCCCUUCUUCACCCAAGGGGAGAAGGUUUCGUGGCUUGAGGAAUGUUGCACUGAAUUAUACCCCAUAGGAUCCAUGUAUGCCAUAUAUGUGAACAUUUACCAUCAAUAUACCCCAAAUGUUAGCAUAUAUACCAUACAUGGAUCCUAUGGGUACUGAGUUCAAUGUGUUGAACUGGUCCAGCCGUGAACAUGUGCAACUCAGUACUGAUCCCGGAGCAGACCCAACUUGUCUCACAUGACACGAACGCAAUGAAGGGUACAGAUGUACAUCCGCUGAUGUAAGCUCCUACAACAUUUGUACACUGUACCCGUACCCGCCUUCAUUGCGUUCGUGUCAUUCUGGGACCCACGGCUGCUUUGAACAACAGCUGCAGAAACUCAAAACAAUACUGUACCCAAAAAGACUGACCAGGUUGUGUCAGAUUUCUUGGAAAAGAACCCCGACAUCCGCGAGGAAGGGCUGAGCAAAGGUUGGUUCAGGGAAGAGACAAAUACAGAGAAGGAAAGGGAUGAAACAGUGUGGUCAACCUCCAAAGAGACAAAAACUCAACAGCUGCAUGCGAGAAGCAGCCUGGCAGGUCUCGGACAAACCUGAUCCCGAUGACUUUGACGAUGAUUCCUGCAAGAUAAUCGACAGCGGUCAGGCCAUUUCAGCAGCGGCACCUGAUGACUGCCUGAGAACAAACUUUGCAGGAGCUGGGAAGAUCAAAAGGAGGCUCUUUCAAUACAAGAACGAGGUCGAAACUACUGGUAGGGACAUUGAAGCUGUGGUCCCACACACUCCCACUCUUUGCCAUGUGGAGUCCGCUUUGUACGCAUGCCGUGAUUUUCAAAGGCAGGAUUUUGGCUUUUUUUUUGAUGUCAGGGGCUUUGAGGAUUUUUGUAGGCAAGGUCCCUGAGCAUCCUGAGCGUUCGGAGCAAAUCGCUCAGGAUGAUGCCCGUGCAGAUGCAGCGCUUAAAUCUGUUUGAA